AUGUCGAGCUCGAUGAGCGACGGCUCGUCAUCUAUCCGUGAGUUGAAGGCAUCUCCCGUGCGUUAUUGGGUUGGUCCGCUAGAAUAUCAGCCCGCGGUGAUGUGCCAAUGCCGUCCACCAGCCAAGGCGGCGAGGUGGAUCUCGUGGAGCACGGACAACCCUGGGCGCCGGUAUUACAAGUGCCAAAAUGCUCGGCAAGGGGGGUGUGAUUUCUGGGCAUGGUACGACGGGCCGACGUCAAGCUUCAUCAGGGAGCUCUUGAAUGAUUUGCGGGACAGGGUGAAUUCGUUGAGGAGGGAGAACGAAGUGAUGCGAAAGGAGGUCGAACAGAGUCGGGAUAAGGUGGAAGUACAGAGUAAAGCGAUAGAUGAUGCUCGUGGUGUGGUUGCUGUGAAGAAUGCAGAAAUUAUGUGCUUGAAGGCCAGGAAUCAUAAGUUAGAGAAGGAAAGAAAAGUCUUUGUAAUAUGUGCGGUGUCAUGUAUGUUUGUGCUGUUUGUGGUGUUGUUUGGGAAGAAGUGAGACAGUGUGAUGUGUGGCCAAUAUGUUGUAAUCAGGUCCUUAAUUAUGUGUUAGCCAUGCU
Oryza sativa Japonica Group (Japanese rice) is the source of this 580-nucleotide messenger RNA. NCBI's taxonomy places the organism in Eukaryota, Viridiplantae, Streptophyta, Magnoliopsida, Poales, Poaceae. The record is from RefSeq and is a predicted model, not a curated record.